This is a messenger RNA of Cercospora beticola, 2011 nucleotides long. RefSeq lists its product as uncharacterized. The record is from RefSeq and is a predicted model, not a curated record. NCBI's taxonomy places the organism in Eukaryota, Fungi, Ascomycota, Dothideomycetes, Mycosphaerellales, Mycosphaerellaceae.
CAUCAACUACACGCAUUCAUUAUCAAUCAUGAGAUACAGCAAACUGCCCGUGGAGGAGAACGAGCCAUAUGUGCUGCAAGAUGAGCAACCAUACCGCCCUUCAUGGCAUCGCAAAGUCGUUGCCCUUGUUCUCGUUGCCACCUUCUGUUUGACCAACCCAUGGGCACCAACUCUUCCCUCUUUCACCGGAAAGCAUCACAAAUGCCAUCACGGUACUCAAUACAAGGGCGAGAAGAUCUCAUGGCAGAAAGCUGGCGAGAUCGAGGGACGCCAUUUGGAGACUAGCAGCAUUGUCGUGCCAAUGGAUCAGUUCAACCUCACCAACUCUGGAGACAAGACUUUCAACAUCUCCUUGAUCCGCUUGCGAGGCAAAGACGGAAGCCCUAACCUGCUCCUUAAUCCUGGUGGUCCUGGAGGCUCUGGCGCUGAGUUCGUCUACCGCCGAGGCAAGCAACUCUCUGAAAUUGUCGGUGAUGGGUAUCAUCUCUUGUCUUUUGAUCCAAGAGGUAUCAACGGCUCCGGUCCUCUUGCAUCAUGCUAUCCCGACAAAAAGGCCGCCCAACAACUCUCAGAUGUUAGAGACACAGAAAUCGUGCACGACAGCCCUGAAGUCUACGCCUGGACUCAGAACUUCGUCAAAGCAUGCGAGGCGACGACGGGAGAGCAUGCCGGUUAUAUUAACACACCACAAACCGCUGCAGAUAUGAACUCUAUUCUCGACGCAGUUGGGCAGGAGGAUUUGGCCUAUUGGGGUUUCAGUUACGGCACCGUCUUGGGACAGACUUAUGCCUCUAUCUUCCCAAACAGAUCUACACGCGUCAUCAUCGAUGGAGUAGCCAAUAACUUCGUGUGGUACGGCGACGUCUUUGACGGCGAACAAUUCACGAACACCGAAGACGUUCUUGAAGGCUUCUUCGACGAAUGCAUCAAAGCUGGCAAGAAUUGCUCACUUUCAUCGCACGCCAAGACCAAAGAUGAACUCCACGAGAAGGUCUUCGGCUACCUAGCCGACCUCAAAGCACAGCCUCUCAGCGUAUUCCUGAACGCUUCUGAUUACGGCUUGCUGACAUAUGAAAACGUCCUCUUCGACGGAAUCUUCCCUUCCCUCUACAAGCCUGCGAGCUGGUAUAAUCUGGCCGACAAUCUCGCUCAGCUCCUCUCUGGCAACGCAACCGCGGCUUGGGUCGCGUACGGCAAGAACGGAGGGUUCGGAAUUGAAGGCGAGGCCAAUCAAUUCGUGACCUCCAACGACGGCCUCUCCGGUCCCGCAUCCGGCUGGCCCCAAGACCGCGAGACGCUCCUCAAGCAAAUUCUUUCCCAUGUCAACGAGAGCAUCUUUAUUCCUACCGAGAACUCAGGGUACUACCUCCGCCAGCAAUGGACUAUUCCGCGCACACACAACUUCACGCAAAAGCUCGGCGUACAGACUGCCCACCCUCUGCUCAUUCUGUCAACAUCCUAUGACCCAAUUUGUCCUCUUGUCUCUGCUGUAUCAGCCUUCGAGGCCUUUGAAGACUCCGCGCUUGUGGAAGUCAAGGGCUACGGGCACUGCUCUGUUGCGGUGACAUCGAAUUGUCUCGCAAAGCGUGUGAGGGAGUUCUUGUACAACGGCACUCUACCAGACGGGCACGUGACUUGCGAUGUCGAUGGUCCGUACUUCAUCAAGCCGGAAGAAGAUGGCAAAGUUGUGGCACAGAAGCAUUUUGACGACCCGCAAGAUCAAAAGAUCCAUCUUGCGCAAUUGGAAAUGGCGAGAGACUGGGAGUGGUAAACGACGGAAGCUACGUCGUGGAAAUGUACGUGCAGUUGGAAAGCUGGGAAAGUUCGCAUGGAGGUAAAAGCUGACAUGUGUUGGUUUUGUAAUCACGGACGUACUCACAAACACCAAAAUAGAUGUACGAUUGCCAGCGAGCGGAGGUGCAUGACGUUCUCAAAGUAUCGCAUCGCUCGUGGUUGUAGGAUCUCACUACUUUCCGCCAAUUCGCAAAUUUGAAAGGAGCACAUCAAGCAG